CCGAGCAAGAAAUGGACGCAGUGAUCGCACGCAGCACUUAUCAGGAGAGCAAAGAGGCCAGCUCCUCUCCAGGCUUAGGUACCCCCUUGAAGAGUCCCUCUCUUGCAAAAAAGGACGCCCUGAUUUCUGAACCCGAAGCCUCCCAGGACUUUGCCCACGGUGUCCCAGGCUCCCUGUCAGACCUCAUGGUGGCCGGCUCGGAGGACGAGGACUCCCCAGGCAGCGGCCGCAGCACCUCCGAGGACGGUGGCCUGCCAGCUAGCACCUCUAGUAAACCACAAGUCAAUGGAAUUGAAGCCACUGACUUUCAUGAAAGGAGAACACCUCAUUCUUAG
Messenger RNA from Leptonychotes weddellii (Weddell seal), 335 nucleotides. Lineage: Eukaryota; Metazoa; Chordata; Mammalia; Carnivora; Phocidae. The record is from RefSeq and is a predicted model, not a curated record.